AUGUCACCGUCAGCAGUCAAUGGCGAUGGCGUCAAUGGAGUCACUCAAUUGAACGGUCAUAGUAUCGGAACUCAGUUGAAGGCGACUGCCCCAUCAUUCCAUCCCUCAGGAACACCGGAUCGAUCAAAAUACCACGCUUCGUCUUCCGAUGAAGCCAUUCACGCUGAGCACGAAUAUGCUGCUCACAACUACCAUCCUUUGCCCAUUGUUUUCGCCAGAGCACUGGGCACCAAAGUAUGGGAUCCCGAAGGUCGCGAAUAUCUAGACUUUCUGUCUGCAUAUUCCGCUGUCAAUCAAGGCCAUUGCCAUCCUGAACUCGUCAAGGCGCUGGUUGAGCAGGCGUCAACUCUGACUCUAAGUUCGAGGGCAUUUUACAAUGAUGUCUUUCCCCGCUUUGCAGAGUUCGUCACCAAAUACUUCGACUUCGACAUGGUUCUGCCCAUGAACACUGGUGCUGAAGCAGUUGAGACCGCUAUCAAAAUCGCCAGAAAGUGGGGUUACAAGUCCAAAGGUAUUCCCCAAGGCGAAGCAUUAGUCCUCAGUGUCGCAGAGAACUUCCACGGUCGCACAUUCUCGGCCAUCUCCAUGUCAACAGAUCCUGAAUCGAGAGACAACUACGGACCCUAUCUUCCAGGUGUUGGUAGUGUAAAUCCCGGUACAGGUGAGGUGAUUCCCUACAACGACGUCGAGGCUGUCCGCAGCGUUUUCGAGUCUCAUGGAGACAAGAUUGCCGGCUUCUUGGUCGAGCCUAUCCAAGGUGAAGCCGGUAUCGUGGUUCCAUCUGACAACUAUCUCUCCGAUGUCCGCGCUCUUUGCGACAAGCACAACGUUCUACUUAUCUGCGACGAGAUCCAGACUGGCAUUGCUCGUACAGGAAAACUUCUCUGCCACGAAUGGGCUGGUAUCAAACCCGACCUCGUACUUCUUGGCAAGGCAAUUUCAGGGGGCAUGUACCCCGUGUCCUGUGUAUUGGGCAGGAAAGAUGUCAUGUUGACUAUUGAGCCUGGUACUCACGGUUCCACAUAUGGUGGAAACCCACUUGGCUGUGCUGUUGCCAUCCGAGCUCUUGAGCUGGUGCGCGAAGAGAAGAUGGUCGAACGGGCCGAAAAGUUGGGACAAAUAUUCCGUGACGGCCUUCGCGACCUCAACAGCCCUCUGAUCACCACCAUCCGUGGUAAAGGUUUACUGAAUGCUAUCGUCAUCGAUGAGGCCAAGACAAAUGGCCACAGCGCAUGGGAUCUGUGCAUGCUCAUGAAGUCUAAAGGUCUAUUGGCCAAACCAACUCACCAGAAUAUUAUCCGCUUGGCACCUCCGCUGGUCAUCACAGAUGAUGAGAUCAAGACGGCUUUGGCAAUCAUUGGUGAGGCAGUCACCGAGUUGCCAACACUGAAGGGAGAGAAGGAGAAGGAGGUCCUCCCAGAGGGAGAGAAGAAUGUCAGCAUCAAGGUCGACAACUGA
Messenger RNA from Exophiala bonariae, 1458 nucleotides. RefSeq lists its product as uncharacterized. Gene Ontology annotation, molecular function: pyridoxal phosphate binding; identical protein binding; L-ornithine transaminase activity. The transcript is spliced from 3 exons. The record is from RefSeq and is a predicted model, not a curated record. Bases 1 to 1458 code for a protein of 485 amino acids. Gene Ontology annotation, cellular component: cytoplasm. NCBI's taxonomy places the organism in Eukaryota, Fungi, Ascomycota, Eurotiomycetes, Chaetothyriales, Herpotrichiellaceae.